Messenger RNA from Trichogramma pretiosum, 2074 nucleotides. Its product is annotated as major royal jelly protein 3. Bases 436 to 1683 code for a protein of 415 amino acids. Gene Ontology annotation, cellular component: extracellular region. The transcript is spliced from 4 exons. The record is from RefSeq and is a predicted model, not a curated record. Lineage: Eukaryota; Metazoa; Arthropoda; Insecta; Hymenoptera; Trichogrammatidae.
UUGGCUGAGCGUGAACUCGGGUUUUUUUCUUCGCACAACUUAUCGUCUAAUUUGCGACUCUUACGAACUUUGAAUAAAAAAAAAUAGUAAUAAGAUCAACACCCGCAUACGAGCGCGCGCGAAAGUAUAAAUACUUUAUCCCGUGACAGUCAGACGCGCUUAUCGCAUCAUUCGAGGAGCAACGUACAUGUGAAGUAAUACUUUACAGCCAGUUGAUAAGCCGUUUGACCGGAGAAGAUCGUGUGCGCGUGUGCUUUCCACCCAGCUAUUCUUGCGAGAUAUUCGCCGGACUGCUCUCCGUUUUAGUUUCUCUUUGUUGCUCGCGAAAAGAAGAAGGAAGCAGUAGCAACACGGAGGAGAGAAUAUUUUUCCGCAAAGAUACAUCCUUGGUCAAGUACAGCGACUCCACGACGAGCAUCUAUAGGCGCGCUCGCCAUGUACCGAAUCGCUUUAUUGCUGCUGCUAAUCAGCUCGGCGCAGGCCCAGCCGGCUAAACAGGACAAGCUCCGCACGAUCUACGAGUGGAAAUAUUUAGAUUACGAGUGGCAGUCCAAGGAACAAAAAGAUUUUUACGUCAAGAAUGGAUUGUACGAUCCGAGAAACAUGACUCCGAUCGAUGUCGACUAUUGGAAUCCAUCCGAUUACAUUGCCAAGACGUUCGUGACGGUUAUCCGACAACCAGGUGUACCAGCGAGCGUUCACACCGUGAGCAAUGUGCGCGGAGACGGAGGUUAUCUGCUCAAGCCUUAUCCCGACUGGACCUGGUACGACAGAGGCAGCGGCUGCAACGGAAUUAUCAGCACCUACAGAGUGGCAAUCGACCGGUUCCAUCGCUUGUGGGUACUCGACACCGGCAAGAUCGGCAGGCAGAUAAUGUGCCCCGCCAAGCUACUCGUCUUCGAUCUGAUCACGGACAAAUUGAUCUCGAAAAUGGAGAUCCCGCUUAACGUGUCGUACGCCAAGAACGGCGAGGGUCUCCUCGUGACGCCGAUCGUCGAGACCUUCGGCCGCAGCCUGGACAACGUCACGGUCUACAUGGCCGACGUGCAGGGAUUCGGUAUGGUCGUCUUGGAUCCACAGUUCGGCUUCCAUCGUCUCGAGGCCGACGUUUUCGGGCCCGAGCAGAGCCUCUCCAACUUCGAGAUCGCCGACGAGCGAUUCGACCUGCCCGAUGGCGUGCUCGGCAUGGCGCUCGGACCCAGGCUCCCGGGCAAGGAGAGAAUACUGGCCUUCCGACCCUUGGCCUCGAGGUCCAUGUACGCGGCCCACACCCAGGUCCUGCUGAGAAGCCGAUACGGCGACACGAUCAAGUAUUAUCGAGGCUUCAACGUACUGCCCAGCCAAGCCUCGGCCAUGGCUUUCAGCGACGAUGGAAUUCUGUUUUAUGGUUUGACCGGGCAAACGGGCAUCGGUUGCUGGCACGCCAACGCGCCCAUGGAAGCCAAAUUCUUUGACAUUGCAUUGGUCGAUCGCGAGCGUCUGCAAUUCGUCAGCGGCAUGAAAGUCAUCAAUAAAUUGAAGAACGGAAAGAGGGACGCAACGAAGCAACGAGUCUACAUGAUGUCGAAUCGCCUGCAAAAGAUCUACAACGCCAAUAUGAAUUUCAACGAGGUCAACUUCCGUAUCACGAGCAUCGACGUUGACGAUCUCGCUAGAGGAACCAGUUGCGAAAAGUUCCAUUGAUUAUUAUCCGAUCUGAACAAUUUUUUCCGCCUGCCGUAUCCAAUUUUACAACUUUGUACUAUAAGAAAAAAAAUGUUAAUGAAGGAAGUGUUAAACGCGGGCCUGCAUCAUACGUAGAAAGUGGAUCAAUCGCUAAUACGAUGUAUGUAUCGUACCGUAUAGAUGGGUGGUAUACGCUUUUAUUGCCUCGAAUGAAAAUCAUUUAGCCUUAAAUCUCGAUAGCCGUUGCGAGGAGAGCGCGAGCCUGUAGAGCUCUCGUCUUAGUCAUGGAAAUUUUUAUACUUCUUUUCACUCAUUAUCAAUAAACGUUCAUUCGAUUUUAUUAGAUUAGUAUCUAAAAAUGAAAUUUUCACCGAACCUCCAUUUAUUUUUCCUAAUAAUAUACGCCAAC